Messenger RNA from Gongylonema pulchrum, 669 nucleotides. The record is from the annotation of a GenBank genome assembly. Lineage: Eukaryota; Metazoa; Nematoda; Chromadorea; Rhabditida; Gongylonematidae.
GUAGAAUCAAUUUCGGCUCGGAAAGCUAAAAAGUUAAUGCAUCGAAUGAAUAUGAUGCGUCAGAUUCAUGAUUGGCGUGAAUCGCUCAUAGACCGGCGGGCAUUAUUAAAGCUGUGCUCCAAUGAGGCAAUGCCUAGUGGUUGGUCUGUUGAGCAGGACGAAGAAUUGUUCAAAGUUGUGGACGAAAAUGGCCUUGACAACAUCUCCGCAAAUAUCGUCAACAAACCAGCUUUUCAAAAGUUGGAGCAGUUUCCGUUUGCUGCAGCAGCAGUGGCACAGAGUGGCGGCUUCCUUCUUCCAUCGCUUCUGUCAAGUGGCGCCGGUUCAUCGUCUGCUGCAGCUCAAGCACAGGCAGCUAUGCUCUCCGCGUUGUUUUCUUUGCCACCUGUUGCACCCGUGCCAACGUCCAGUGCCAGCAGUAGUGCUUUAAAGCAAGAGUAUGGAGAAGAUGUAUUAAAUCUGAGCACAAAGAAGUCUCAGAGUAGCUCCACUGGCACCAGCAGCGCGGAUCGACCAUCAACAUCGAUGGUGUCGGAACAAGCAGCAAAUAUUUUGAAUAAUUUGAAUAUCACCGAAUUAUUCGCUUUGGCAAACCUACCGCCAGGUCAGUCCUGUUUUACUUUGAAGACACAAAUACUCUCCCCUUACAACUUCGAACGAGGAGUUUGA